AUGGACCAAGAACCCAAGGCUGCCCAGCUGGAGCGCGUCAAGGCGGCCAAGGCGGCCAGAGCGGAUGCCACGCAGCGCGGCCGAUCCCACGCCGCCGGCGCCCCCAGCACCAAGACGGCCAAGAAUCCCAAGAGGCGGCGCAAAGUCAAUCACGCUUGCGUGUAUUGUCGAAGAUCUCACAUGACCUGCGAUCUCGAGCGACCAUGUACCAGGUGUAUCAAACGUAACAUUGGACAUCUCUGCCACGACGAACCCCGUGAUGCCGACACCAAGAAGCUGAAGAAUGGCAAGGCUCCUUCUUCCCCCGUCCAGGAGCCAGAAGACGCGCCGUCACAAGCACCGUCGGAUGCCGCCCGUAGUUCGAUAUCGAGCACCAUGGGCCCACCGCCUGUCGAGGGCAUGCGACAGCGUCCUGCGCCUGGCUUGAGGGCUGGCGGCGUUCUGGGCCAGGCAAACGUCAUGCCGCUGGUCACACCAAGUUCCGACCCAGGCGUGCAGGCAACCGGUCUGAAUAACCGUGGCACGGGUAAUGCGAAUCAAUUCUCUGGCAUCUCUGAUGCCUGGCUCACAGCGCACAAUUUCAACAACAUGAGCUCGUACAAUCCAAACUACAUGAUUGCUCCACACGUGACACACGAGUUCAAUCUACUCAACGACCUGCUUCACCACGGCCUGUUAGACGACGGCAACGAAUCUCGGCAGCUCGUUGCGCUCGGACAGUCGGGUCCAUCCGACAUGUUGCCAGGCUUCGCAAGCAACGCCGACGUCUCCGCCAGGGCUGGCCGUCAGGGCCCUUUGAUGCCGCCUCCGCCGAAAGACGGCAAGGAGGGCAAGAGGAAGCUCAACUCGGCGUCGGAUAAGACGCGCGAGUACUACUUGCAAGCCGCCGAUCCGUCGGGCAACGACAAUGCCGAGGAGCGCAUGGCCCGGGUGCUGCACGCCAAGUAUGACGCGGGUUUACUGAGACCCUUCAACUACAUCAACGGAUACGCUCGCCUGGGCCAGUAUCUGGAUGGCCACAUUGCGGCCUCAUCCAAGCAGAAGAUACUCCGCACCAUCAACCAGUUCCGGCCCAAGUUUAGAGAAAAGGCCCAGGGGCUGACGGACAUGCAGCUCAUCAUUGUCGAGAUGUGGUUCGAGAAGCAGCUGAUGGACUAUGACCGCGUCUUUGCCUCCAUGGCGGUCCCGGCCUGCUGCUGGAGGAGGACAGGCGAGAUAUUCCGGGGCAACAAAGAGAUGGCCGAGCUCAUCAACGUCCGUGUCGACCAGCUCCGGGAUGGCAAAAUCGCCUUGCACGAGAUUCUCACCGAGGAGUCCAUGGUGCGGUAUUGGGAGGAGUUUGGCACCAUCGCCUUCGACCCGGCGCAUGACACGCUGCUGACGGCGUGCUCGUUGAAGAACCCGAGCGACACUUCCAAUCACCCAGUCAUAAAGUGUUGCUUCUCCUUUACGAUUCGUCGUGAUGAUCACAAAUUGCCGGCGUUGAUUGUGGGUAAUUUUCUACCUCAUGACCCCCCAGCGAACUAG
Messenger RNA from Ustilaginoidea virens, 1527 nucleotides. RefSeq lists its product as uncharacterized. Bases 1 to 1527 code for a protein of 508 amino acids. Gene Ontology annotation, biological process: regulation of DNA-templated transcription. Lineage: Eukaryota; Fungi; Ascomycota; Sordariomycetes; Hypocreales; Clavicipitaceae. The transcript is spliced from 7 exons. The record is from RefSeq and is a predicted model, not a curated record. Gene Ontology annotation, cellular component: nucleus. Gene Ontology annotation, molecular function: zinc ion binding; DNA-binding transcription factor activity, RNA polymerase II-specific; RNA polymerase II transcription regulatory region sequence-specific DNA binding.